Messenger RNA from Topomyia yanbarensis, 1143 nucleotides. RefSeq lists its product as uncharacterized. Gene Ontology annotation, molecular function: zinc ion binding; nucleic acid binding. The record is from RefSeq and is a predicted model, not a curated record. Bases 1 to 942 code for a protein of 313 amino acids. Lineage: Eukaryota; Metazoa; Arthropoda; Insecta; Diptera; Culicidae. The transcript is spliced from 2 exons.
AUGGCGACCGGAUUCGACCUUCGACUGCCACAGCCUCUCGACUGCGCGAAUUUAGCCAAAGAAUGGCCUCGUUGGAAGCAGGCAUUCGGAAUUUACUUAAGGGCAAACAAUAAAAUGUCGGAAAGCGAAGAAAAUAAAAUCGCCGUUUUCCUAUGGCUGAUUGGACCUCGCGGUGUCGAAAUUUUCAACACAUUAUACCCAGAAAAAGCAAGUGCCGAUAAUCUUUUUGGUAUUGGUGGCAACGAUGAAGAUGCUGCCUUCGGUGAUGCGGUCGAGAAUGUAGUGAAUGAACAGGUACUCACACUUGCAGACGUUAUCGCCUCGUUCGACGACUAUUGCCUUCCACGUAAGAACAUUGCGAUGGAGGCAUUCAAGUUCAACACGAUCGCACAAAAGGAGAGACAAACAUUCACCGAGUUUGAAACGGAACUUCGCACACAGAUACAGUACUGUGAGUUCAAAUGCCAUCAAUGUCAAACGUCUUAUUCUGAUCGCAUGCUACGCGAUCGGAUAAUCAUUGGUAUACAGGAUAAGAAACUGCAAAUGAAACUGCUGGAUGGACGAGAUGACCCGCUGACAAAAAUCUUCGAAACCUGUAAGGUGUUCGAAGCGGCUUUGGAGAAUAAGCUUAUACUUGACCGCAAAGUGAAUUCGCUAGAAAUAAAACCAGUUGAGUCGCAAUUGGACAAGGGACAAAAAGAGAUAGCUGCCAUCACUCGGAAACAUUGUUUCAAUUGUGGGAGACCGUUUAACCAAAACCAUCGUCGUAGCUGCCCAGCUGUUAAUGUGAAAUGUUUUGCUUGUGGUGGUGCAGGCCAUUUCAGUAAAUGCUGCCGUCGUAAGCUGGAAAAGGAGGAAAACAAUACGAAGCAACCGAUGAAACCCGAACCUUUUAACAAACCGAAGUCAGUGUUAACGGUAAAUUGGAGUGACGCAGAAUAAAUUCGACUGGUCAUAGCGGUGAGAGUUCAUGGGAAUGGCACAAGCUUUACCGUGUAGGUGACAUAGAAGUACGAUUCAAACUAGACACCGGCGCUGAUGUAAAUUGUAUACCGAUCGAUGUUGUUAAUAAAGUUGGCGUGGCGGUUCAAAAUGUAAACAAUGCUCAUGUUCUCGAUUAUAGUUCUAAUAAAAUUAAAAUUC